ACAGUUUACUCCAUUCUUUUUUAGUGUAAAAACUAGCAGUUUAUUAGUGUAUAAAAUAUUUUUAAGUGCAUUAAAUUCAUAAAUAUUGAAGAAUAAAAAAUAAUAGGGGAAAUUUUGCAAAAAGGAUCAAAAAUGACAAGUAAUGAGCAAAGUCUCAAUAAUUUAGUAAAAAGAAUAAAAUUACUGGAACUCGAAAAUCAGAAAUUACGAAAGGAAAAUGAAGUGUUGAAGAAAAAAUCAAGAACAUCGAUCAAUGAUAAGGAAAAUAAAUCUAAUGCCACUGUAAAUACGUUGAGUAAAACUUUGCCAAAUUUCAACAACAAUAAAUCAAAAGGUUGCACGUGCAAAGGAAAUUGCUCCAAUAAAAAUUGUGGUUGUAUGAAAAGAAAUUUUCGCUGUAAUGAAACCUGUAAAUGUAACGCUGCUUGUUGUAAAAAUAAGGAGAAGAACAAGAAAAAUCUUGAUGUCACUCGUGCGCAGGCAAUUCCAUUGGGACGGAAAAAGUCUCUAGAGAACCAAAAUGUAAAAAUAUCGAAUGAAAUCUCAAAACAUAAUAAUAUUGAACUAAGAGAGAAAAAUUCUCAUCAGGAACCAAUGCCAACGUGUUCAUAUAAUAAUAAUGAUAAUGAUGAUGAUUAUGAUUAUGAGAUUGAAGAUCAUGAUGAUGACGAUGUUUUUCACUAUACAGCCACAAAUUCAAAUUUAGAAAAUCCCCAAAUAAAUGCAGUGAAAAAAUUAACGUUCAUCUCCGAUGAGGACACACUCGACGGAAGAAACAUUGAAUUAUCAGCAAUUGAGGAAUUGGAAGAACACGAACAAUCAACGACUGUAUUACACAAAAAAGAUAAAAGCGACAAAAAUAAAAAAUCAACCACCGAACUAGAAAAAAAUUCAAAGCAAACAAAAAAGAAAGAUUCAAACAAAAAUGAUACGAAUUCAAAAAAGUCGAGAAAAAAUUCCAAUUCAAAAAGAAUUUUAUCCGAUGACUUGGAAAUUGAAAAUCUACCAACAAUCUCUAAUGUAACAUUACGUUCACGACAUAAUAAAAGAACAAAUAAAGAAAAAGGGGAUACUUUAAAUCUCGAGAGUAUAAAAUCAACCGGAGUGACAUCGUGUAUAAAAAGUAUUUCAAAGAAAACGGGAAAUUCUGAUACUUCAUUAAAUAAUGAUUGCACUCUACCAUCGUCAUCGACAUCGUGUAUAAAAAGUAUUUCAAAGAAAACGGGAAAUUCUGAUACUUCGUUAAAUAAUGAUUGCACUCUACCAUCGUCAUCGAGAUUAACAAGAAAUCAUCGAAAUAAUGUCAAUUCAUCGCGGACUAUUGACACUGAUUCCAAGAAACAAUCGAAAUUGAGACGAUCAUCAUCCAGUGAAUUAAUUUCUCGUGAGCAGGAUAAUAGAAAAGUGAGGACAAAAAUUAACAGAUCGAGGAGUGCGUCACGAGAGAGUUUAACUAAUGAAAUUGAUGAAAAUACGAGAAAAAGUUCCCAUCGUUCUUCAUCGGCUGAUAGUUUAGUAAAGAGAAAAUUUCUUCCUUCCGGAAAGAAGGAAGUGCCAGUGGCGCAAAGUUCUACAGUUUCACAGUCAUUGAAUAAUGCCGAUAGUCAGAAGUUGACGAUAAAGACUUUAAUAGAAUCGCCCGUGGUUACUAAUUUAAAUAAUUCCGAUGAGAAUGCAGAUCAGUCUGUCACUUUUGAUCCAAUGCGACCGACUCGUCAACUACCAAGAAGUCCGAUUCCACCUGUUAAAACUCUCGAUGAAACCUCUGUUGAAACUCCUGAUGCAACACCCGCUGUAACACCUGCAAGUUCAAUCAGUAAUUCUCCGCCGAUUGUCAGUAAAUAUCUUUUUUCACAGGGUCUUCAAAUUUCUAGUCCGCCACCUGAGAUUUUAGAAGAUCUAAAAGAGGUAGAAGUGGAUCCCGUAGUUUUUAGUAAGAAACUCGUUACUUGUCGUAAAUGUAAACGUUCCUUCUUUCCUCAUCGUAUUCAACUACACGAAGUUAUUUGCUCAAAGAAAUGAGAGUCCUAAUUUAUUUUUUCACUCAGUGAAAAAAAUGGAAAGCAAAUUUUACGUAAAAAAAUACAAAGAAAAGGAUUAAUGGAGAAAUCAAAUUUCGAUCAUAUUUUGUUUAAAAAAAAAGUCGUGAUAUUUAUUUGUGAGUAUAUUAAUUACUUUUUUAAACUUUUUUUUUGCGCAUUAUGACUUUUUUUUAAUGUGCAAUCGACGUAUGAUUAUAAUCCAAAAUGUCGAAUUUCACAUUAAUUAUUUAUUUUUAUAAUCGAAUCGAAAAUUUUUUUUCUUUCUUAUAUUAUCAGUAAUGUCAAAAAAAAAGAGAUUUUGAGACUGAAAAGAAUAUAUCUGAUUUCCUUUUUAUGUACGUUAAAAAUUAAUUAAUUAGUCAAUUAAAUUUUGUAGCAAUAUAAUUAUAUAA
Messenger RNA from Leptopilina heterotoma, 2434 nucleotides. RefSeq lists its product as uncharacterized. Lineage: Eukaryota; Metazoa; Arthropoda; Insecta; Hymenoptera; Figitidae. The transcript has 5 exons. The record is from RefSeq and is a predicted model, not a curated record. The coding region runs from base 133 to 2022 and encodes 629 amino acids.